AUGUCUUCUCUUCCCCAAACAUACAAGGCCUGUAUCAUCAACGAGGCCAACGCUCCCUUUAAACUCAGCGACGUCAAGCUCCAACAUCCUUCCAAGGGACAAGUCCUCGUCAAAGUCCUCGCCUGCGGUGUCUGCUUCUCCGAUGUAGCCGUGAGCUCAGGCGAGUUUGGCAACAUCUUUCCCCGUGUUCCCGGUCAUGAGAUCAUCGGUGAGGUCGUUGAAGUUGGCGAAGAUGUUUCCAACAUCAAGAACGGCGACCGCGUUGGAGGACCUUGGCACGGUGGUCAUGAUCGAACUUGCCGACAAUGCCAACGAGCUCAGUUCCAAAUGUGCGACCACAAGGAUAUCAACGGUGUGAGUCGCGAUGGUGGCUUUGCCGAGUAUGUUCUUCUGCGCUCAGAAGCUGCUGUUCGCGUGCCCAAGGAGCUUGACCCUGCGGAAGCUGCUCCUCUUCUAUGUGCCGGUGUUACUGUAUUCAAUAGUAUUCGCAAGAUGCAUGUUGAGCAGGGCAACAUUGUUGCUGUUCAAGGUCUAGGUGGUCUCGGCCAUCUCGCAGUUCAAUACGCCAAUAAGAUGGGUUAUGAAGUUGCAGUCAUCUCAACAAGCGACGAUAAGGCCGAUUUCGCCAAGAAGCUCGGUGCUCACCACUAUAUCAACGCCAAGAAGAGCGACGUUGGCGAGGAACUCAACAAGCUUGGAGGCGCCUCAAUCAUUGUCCAGACAGCACCCAACCCCAAGGCUAUCUCACCACUCGUUCAAGGUCUUGCUCCUGAGGGGAAACUGCUCAACCUGGCACCUGUUGGUGCUGUAGAGGUUGAUACUCUGGCCUUGGUCACCAAGGGUGCCAGUGUUAAUGGCUGGCCUAGUGGUCAUGCUCUCGAUUGCGAAGAGGCAUUGCGCUUUUCUAUGACGCAUGAAGUCAAGUGCAUGGUUGAGAAGUACCCGUUGGACAAGGUACAGGAGGCAGUCGAUAGCCUUAAGGCCGGCAAGCCUCGAUUCAGAAAUGUUCUUGUUAUGCAGUAA
Fusarium coffeatum is the source of this 1023-nucleotide messenger RNA. RefSeq lists its product as uncharacterized. NCBI's taxonomy places the organism in Eukaryota, Fungi, Ascomycota, Sordariomycetes, Hypocreales, Nectriaceae. The transcript has a single exon. Bases 1 to 1023 code for a protein of 340 amino acids. Gene Ontology annotation, molecular function: oxidoreductase activity; zinc ion binding. The record is from RefSeq and is a predicted model, not a curated record.